Molecule: messenger RNA, 1088 nt
Organism: Panonychus citri (citrus red mite)
Lineage: Eukaryota; Metazoa; Arthropoda; Arachnida; Trombidiformes; Tetranychidae
Exons: 2
Coding region: 497-1027 (176 amino acids)
Source: RefSeq, a predicted model, not a curated record
UAAUUGUGGUUAAUUGGGACUUAUCAGCACUUAAUUGUAGUUAAUUGGGCUUAAUUGUGGUUAAUUGGGACUUAUCAGCACUUAAUUGUAGUUAAUUGGGCUUAAUUGUGGUUAAUUGGGACUUAUCAGCACUUAAUUGUAGUUAAUUGGGCUUAAUUGUGGUUAAUUGGGACUUAUCAGCACUUAAUUGUAGUUAAUUGGGCUUAAUUGUGGUUAAUUGGGACUUAUCAGCACUUAAUUGUAGUUAAUUGGGCUUAAUUGUGGUUAAUUGUUACCUAUUAAAACUUAAUUGUAAGUAUAUUAGACUUAUCAAACGUUAAUCAUUAUCAUCCUAUUCAAAUAUACCGCAUGUAGAAUAUUAGUUCAUACAGUCAAAUAUAGAUGGCGACACAUUUUUACCAUAUGUUUGUUCUCCGUAGAACAUUUUGUUUACAUUGAAGUUAAUUCUUACCAUAAUUAAUUCUUAUUAAUUGCGCAAAGUUAUCACUCAAUUAUAAUGAUUAGUUCAUCAUCAUCAUCAUCUCCACCACCACCACCACCACCAUCAUCAUCAUCAUCAUCAACUUUACCAUCUGAAUCUGAUGAGGAGGAAUUCAUGAACUAUCUAAGAGAUUUUCUCAAUCAAAGAGGUCCUCUCAAUCAUAAGAUCGAUUUAAUAUUUUCGUUAAUUGAGAGGGUCCCAAGUCUGACUGAGAGAAAGAAGUAUAUUGUGCGAAGGAUUUGCAAGUAUGCUCUCAAUCGUUUAAUCACAGCAAGAGCAACUACAAUAACCAGGAAUCUCAAUUCCAAGAUUGAUGAAUUGGUUGAUCAAUGUAAAGCCAUUGAUGAGCAGUUCAAUGCUGAGGCGAAGAGGAACAUUCAGUUGUUCCAAGAAAAUUGGCUUUUAAAAACAUCUUUACAAAUUUCAGAGGGUGAAGAUGGAGCCGCCGAAAUCUCAUUUAUUGAUUGGAUUUUCAGGAAAAUGGGCUCUGAAUUAGGCAUCAAACAACAAUGGUUCCAUCAGGAUGGUCGAGGCCGAGGCCUUUAAAUCAUUAUUUAGAUACACUAGAAAUUAUCAUUUCAUUAAAAAAAAGUCAUUCAUUCAAUUA